Molecule: messenger RNA, 14376 nt
Organism: Porites evermanni
Lineage: Eukaryota; Metazoa; Cnidaria; Anthozoa; Scleractinia; Poritidae
Source: the annotation of a GenBank genome assembly
CACACUCAUCAAAACUGGUCCACAUUUUCACUCCUAGUUGUUUUGAUUGGUAUUUCAACCUUUUUGAAAGAAGUGUAAAAAUUAAUCCAUCCAAAAACUGCUGCUGAAGGUGUUAACGAAUGCAAAGAUAAUCCGUUGCUAAGAAACAGUCAAAAUACCUUUUCGUACAAUCUCAUGCAAAUUACUAGUCGGAAAAAUGGCCCGCUGUUAGAAAGGUUGUGUUGGUUACGAUGGAGUUCAACUUCAACUCAGCUAAGAACAAUAUCUGCUCAUUGACGCUCUAGAUGAUAAAGGAAAGAAAAAUUGACGAUGACAAGGGAUGAGUAUCGUGGUUACAAGAAAAUGCUACAAUUCAUUACAGCGGCUGCAUCGGCUACUGCAGAGCUGCCCGCCAGCGAGUAGAGCUGUCUCUUGACUUGAGCUUAAGUUCUAAUUUAUAUUUCCGUUGCCGAAAUUAUUUUUACAAACUAGAGAUUUAGACACUGAUAAAUACUAAUUUUGAAGUGACGACAGUCACAGUUUUAACGGCGAAUUGGACCGGUAUUACACUAGCUACGCUGGUAAGGUUUAACUGAAUUAUAUCUCGGCCACGUACGAUGAGUGCUGCUGAUAAAUGCGACACAGGAACGCUGCUGUUGCCGUUUCUGGAUGAAUCAGGCUGGAUACAUGAACUGAGAAUUGUUAUCUACCUGAUAGCAUUAUUAUGGUGCUUUAUGGGAGUUGCAAUCAUCGCUGAUGUUUUUAUGUGUUCUAUCGAAACGAUUACAAGUAAAACAAAGCAGGUCAAGGUGGCUAGGCAAGACAGUGAUGAAAUGGACGUGGUCGAAGUUCGAGUCUGGAAUGAUACAGUGGCUAACUUGACGUUGAUGGCUUUAGGGUCAUCUGCCCCAGAGAUCUUACUAGCCAUCUUUGAGAUCGUUUUAAUCAACGGCUUUAAUUCAGGAGAAUUAGGCCCAAGCACGAUUGUUGGUUCUGCGGCGUUUAAUCUUCUUGUAAUCACAGGAGUGUGUAUUAUGACAGUACCUAUGCACGAGCAGCGAAAGAUAAAAGCCGUUAAAGUGUUCGCUGUAACUGCAACGUUCUCUAUUUUAGCCUACGUUUGGCUUUACAUCGCUUUGAGCGUGAGUUCUAAAAAUGAGAUCGAACUUUGGGAGGCAAUUUUUACUUUUUUGUUGUUUCCUAUUCUGGUUGUUAUCGCUUAUAUUGCCGACAAAGAUUACUGCUCAGGAAAAGUUUCACCGCAAGACGCAGGAGUACUUGAACUGGGUAUGUGAAUCUAAUAAUAUUUCCACUUGUAUCCGUAUAAAGUUUCGGCACUUAUGCUAUAUAUAGGAAAACAUGUUUACUAAUUGAACUCACGUACACACUGUACGUGAUAAGAUUAUAAAUGGCCUUGAUUUCGCUGAUUGCGAUUUGUAUUUUCUUGGACACGAAACAAUAUUUUUAAAUAAUUUGGAAUCUGUUUUUUAAAAUGCCUAUAUGAGUCGAUCGCUUUGAAAGUGUAUAUAAAAUUAGAGUAGACACGUUGCUAUGCUAUAUUAAUGAUUACCAGAUUGGCGUUUUGAGGUUAAAUAAGUGGGAAUUUUUUUACUACAUUGUGUUCGUAAGUUUCACAUAUGUACGUUCUUUAAAGAUAGAAAGCACAAUCGAACUGGUUGCCAAGAUUUUGUGCUAAAAACAAUAAGUGGAAAUCGUUUAUUCAGCUGUCACAUGGUAAUAAAUAAACAAAUCAUUCCAAAAACGUGUCAGAUAAUUUCUAAAAUGCUGUUAAGGAUCCUGAGCAGUACUGUUCCAGACUCUACGGCAUUCCAAGUUUCAUUUGGGCCAAAUGCACCCUGUUUUUCACACAUUUUCAAAUGGAAUGAAAUUGGCUGCUAGAACUUUGUAUCUGUGGGUAUCAAUAAUUAAAAUCUUUCAUCAAAGCAGGUGAAAGCUUAAAUAAUUAUUUCUGUAGAUCUACAAUAUCACAAUACAAACAAUUUUUGUUGAAAAGGCAAACCUGUGAACAAACAAAAAGGUGAAAAUGGAAUGUAUUUCAGUAAUGCAUGAAACCAGUUUUUAUUUUUAACUCUAGUUAUUAAAUGAAAAAAGUUCUAUAAAGAUAUAAAAUACAUGCAUCAGACAUAAUAGCACACUUGCAUAAUAAUAAUUUCCACACCUGGCUAAAAAAUCACAGUUUGUUGGCAUCAAAUUUGCCCACAUCCAACCAAAUCUUAACUGUGGUCAGACACGAUGACCAGACCUGAAAUCAAAUGUACUAUAGCCUACUAUCAUUUUGCUUUUAGGAAAAAUGCUUCCUGCCCCCCUCUCCCCCUCCUUCAUAUGAAGCUAAAAUUCAAUAAUUGUUAAGUUUUGCCAUUAUGGNAUCACAGUUUGUUGGCAUCAAAUUUGCCCACAUCCAACCAAAUCUUAACUGUGGUCAGACACGAUGACCAGACCUGAAAUCAAAUGUACUAUAGCCUACUAUCAUUUUGCUUUUAGGAAAAAUGCUUCCUGCCCCCCUCUCCCCCUCCUUCAUAUGAAGCUAAAAUUCAAUAAUUGUUAAGUUUUGCCAUUAUGGAGUUAAAAGUAAAGAUCUGUGGUAGUUGCAGCCUGACUUUAUUAAGCAUGCUGUUUGUAUACAUGUCCUUAUGAUAAUUUACUUAACUACAUUCCUUUGGUACAAAGUUUGUAUCAUUAUGUCAGUUAAUCUAUUUUAUGCUUUUGGAUUAUAUCUUAAAAAAGAAAUGGUUUUGAGGGGAAAUUUAGUUUCACUUUGACUUUAACAUUGCAAUGUAAGCGUAAAAACUACAUUUAAUUUUUCUCAAUAACUGUGCGCAUUUCCUCCGAAAAUGUUUACAACUGGUAUAGGAUUUACAGAAGCUCCAACCAAUUGUCACUGGACCAAUUGUGGAAUUGCACACAUAACCACAUUUCCAGCAAUAACAACUUGCCAUCUGUCUCCUCAAACAUUUGAAAGUCAAUAUAGAUUUUGUAAGAGUUGUACUAGUGUCUGCAUUAUCAGGCAUGACCAAUGGGAAAAUAAGAAUAAGAACUACAUGUAUAACAGUUUAUUUUAAUUUUUCAAAAUUAUUUUAAUCAUCCUGCAAUCAGUUAGUCACCUCCAAAUUGAAAUUGAAAAUUUAAGGAGAAAUUGGGAAUUUAAAUUGGUAAUAAAAAGAAGACACACAAAAUUAAACAAACAAACAAGCAAAUAAAGUAUGUACUUGUGCACGUCAAAACACAAAAGAUACUUAAAGGAAUAGGUCAGUGUGUUCCUCUUUGAGGUAUUGGAUUGAAAAAAGACAUUUUGUAAGAUAUCAGUAUAAAUUAUAUAGGAAUCGGUACAAUUACUAACCAUGGCUGAAUUGAACUCUUGCAAAAAUAAAUAAUUUAUAGUCUUGGUUUCAAGAGUUAUAAUUUGGAUGUGUGGGAGCCGGCAGCGAUUUUCUGCACACAUGGACAGAGGACAAUGAAUCUGUUAAGUGUCAAUGCCAUUUUUGCAAGUUAAUUAUAGAAAAGUACAUGAGUACAUAAGAAAGACAGAUUCCCCCUUAUCCGCACUGUGAUAAAUAUUCCUUGAAUGCAGUUAACUUACAUAAACGAUGUGACUUGAAAUCUUUGAUUAGCAUAUCACACUAAGAAAUCACAUUUGUAUUUCUUCAUAAUAAUAGCUGAGGGUACAAAAGCAUUGAAGACACCAACAGAAGACCCAGAAGUUGAAAGUUUUAUCAAGGUACAAUAAAAACCUAGAUCAAGAUACAUAUAUCAACAAAUAAUUGUUUGAGUCCAAUACAAAAAAACUCUUGGUAUAGCAAAAAUAAACUUUGUUAGAUAUGUUUAAUUUACCACAUUAUGUUCCUUGUGAACUCAUGUGAAUUCACAUUAAAAUGUUUGAACUUGUGUGUUACUUUUGUAUGAAACUGUUGCCACAUCGUUCAACUAUUGCUGCAGCUCUCUAACUGUCAAACCGUUUGUCUCUGGCUAAUUACUUUACGUCUAGAAAUGUUUUAAAAAUUAAUAAAUUUUAAAUGCCAAAUAAUGGAAUUGUUAGUCUCCCUGAAAUGACAUGAAAAUCUGGGCUGAACCAAAUACCCCACCCUUCACCCCACCCCCAGGUACCACGGGUUUUUUCCUUACCUCAUUCCUGAUAGUUCGGAAGCCGGAACACAGAAUAUAUAUAUGUAUAUCAAACUAUGUUUAUCUUAUUGUAGGUCUUUCGAACUGAUACAGACCUUUGAAGCCAGGCUAGUUAAAAGUUGUAUGAACUUCCCUCCCAUCCCUCCGGUGUACUCUCAAAACAACCCUACAUCUCGAUCCAGACCUUGGCCCAUUCUAUAUUAUUCUAGACUGGGCAAGCGCUGGUCUUAAGCGUAUGUAGCGCAGAUAAGACCGACCAAUGAAUGAUUCUGUACGUUUUAUUUGCGAUAUUUCCUGUUUUUAAACAUUGAUUUUGUCAUUUAACUGUGCCAACGACUGAAAUAAAGAACCUGUUGUUUCAAUUUCUUCAACGUGAUUUAGGAAUAACUUCAUGGCUGCCGCCAUCAGGUAACCCAAUUUUUCCUAAGGCUUCAACUGACAAUUAUUUUUCGCGCUACCACCGCCGGCAUACCUUGGAGUUAAUCCAAUAAUUAUGCUUUUAAAUGUUACUGAAUAAAUGAUAACAAGGAAGUCUACAGAAAAGCAAAGAAUUCUUGCUUAUUCAAGCUUAGCAAUAUAAAUGAGCUUCAUAUAUCUAACAUACCUUACUCAUCAGUCAUAAGAAAUAGUUUUAUAAGAAUUUCAAUGCAAAAAAAACUGGCUUAAGCUAACUGACACACCUGUAAGUGAGAUUCGCAUCAAAAUUUCCAUGAAGUGUUUACAGAAAGGAUAUAGAAUAUCUUCCGUUUUAGCCUGAGGAUUGCGCCCAAGGAACAAAAACGAUCAAUGUCGGUCGGGCCUGGUGUGACGGCAAGCCCCGGUUCAAUCGGUCAGCAGACUGUCUCAGAGACCGCGAAUCUUUAGAUAUGGCGAUAUGGCAUGAUAUGGGGAACGAAGCAAACAAAGUGAGCGAAAGGAUUUUCAAUAUGCAAGCGUUGAGUUGUGUGGGUUUAUCGCGCUGGUUUUUGUUUUUAUUUUUUGCUUCGUUCCACAUAUUUUAGAGUAAAAGGGAGACUCUGACGGUGGUGUACCUGUUAACAGUCCGGGAUAUCCCUAAAUUUAAGGACAGGGCGAACUGGUCACGCGACACUUUUCAACCAAUGAGAAGGCGCGCUUGUGUUUAUCAACAAACAAAUCAAAACAUCGCCCCAGUGAUCAAAAAUUUUCAAAACGAUUCUUCGGUUAAUCUCGCCGCAAAAACCAAAUUUGGUGGCUGUUGUUUAACUAAUGAAAUGUUGUUUUUGUUUGCUUGUGUGUUUUUUAAUAUUUAUAGGAGGUUAGCCGUAACCCGGAUCUCAGUGAAGAUGACGCUGCUAUGCUUGUGGCAGCUCAUAUAAAAUCCAAACAACCCAAAAAUUACGGCUACUAUCGCGUCGGCGCAAUACGAAAUAUAGGAGGCAGUCAUAAACUGAGACCAAAAAUGGAUUCCAAACUUAGAGUGGUAAGCAGAUGGGGAAAUUAUUUCAUUUCAGUAUUGACUCGGACAGCUUUAUCACUAGUUUGAAUUUAUUUCUUCAAAGUAAGCCAUGCGCAAGACCAGGUAUCUAUGGUCACCUUAAUGGUCACUUAUGAAUACAACACUGAGCAUGCGCAACAGGCUCAGGGGUGAUCAAUGGAGCACNCCCGGUUCAAUCGGUCAGCAGACUGUCUCAGAGACCGCGAAUCUUUAGAUAUGGCGAUAUGGCAUGAUAUGGGGAACGAAGCAAACAAAGUGAGCGAAAGGAUUUUCAAUAUGCAAGCGUUGAGUUGUGUGGGUUUAUCGCGCUGGUUUUUGUUUUUAUUUUUUGCUUCGUUCCACAUAUUUUAGAGUAAAAGGGAGACUCUGACGGUGGUGUACCUGUUAACAGUCCGGGAUAUCCCUAAAUUUAAGGACAGGGCGAACUGGUCACGCGACACUUUUCAACCAAUGAGAAGGCGCGCUUGUGUUUAUCAACAAACAAAUCAAAACAUCGCCCCAGUGAUCAAAAAUUUUCAAAACGAUUCUUCGGUUAAUCUCGCCGCAAAAACCAAAUUUGGUGGCUGUUGUUUAACUAAUGAAAUGUUGUUUUUGUUUGCUUGUGUGUUUUUUAAUAUUUAUAGGAGGUUAGCCGUAACCCGGAUCUCAGUGAAGAUGACGCUGCUAUGCUUGUGGCAGCUCAUAUAAAAUCCAAACAACCCAAAAAUUACGGCUACUAUCGCGUCGGCGCAAUACGAAAUAUAGGAGGCAGUCAUAAACUGAGACCAAAAAUGGAUUCCAAACUUAGAGUGGUAAGCAGAUGGGGAAAUUAUUUCAUUUCAGUAUUGACUCGGACAGCUUUAUCACUAGUUUGAAUUUAUUUCUUCAAAGUAAGCCAUGCGCAAGACCAGGUAUCUAUGGUCACCUUAAUGGUCACUUAUGAAUACAACACUGAGCAUGCGCAACAGGCUCAGGGGUGAUCAAUGGAGCACUCAAUUACGGCACUUUUAACAAAUAUCUUUCAGUUAAUAAGGAUAGAAUUAUGAAACUUAUCCGUGAAAUUUUGUAUACUUAAAAAAUAACAUUAAAGUUGGGAGAUUUUCUGUUUUUUACACUGUUUAUUUUCAUCAAGAGCCAUUGUGGCUCUUGUUUUCAUUUGAUAACGGAGUGUUAAAAAUUAUAAAGAUUGUACGGUAUCUGUACUCUGAGUGCCUAGAUUAUCAUCCUCUCCUGCUGCUGGUCUGAUAACACAAAUGCAAUGUUGUUCAAUCUGUAGAUUUACGAGGAGUUAUCUGAAGUUGGGUUUUCAUCUUCUGGUGCUUCAGUCAUAAUGAGUCAUGCCUUAGGUAGGUUCACCUCUCCGGCUUACUACUGACCCUGCGAUGUAAGUACAGUAUAUGCAUCUCCUAUGAACAAUUCCGAGCACAAAAAGUAUUACCUUAUUAUGGGAAAUUGACGAUGCAUUAAUGCAUAAUUUACGUCGAUGUUAAUUUAAAUCUCACUAUUUUACAUCAUUGUUGUUUUACAGCACCCUUAUUUCAAUAACAAAACCUCGUCUGCUCAUAGUUCCUCUAUCAACGCCUCGGAGUCACUAUCUGACAGUUCUUAGUCCUUAGGAAUUGAGUUCAAAAUGUCUUUCGACUGGUCUUCGUAUUGAUCCGUUUCCGCGAGAGGAUAGCUAACUUCUUCGGUCUUUCUUCUUCAUGGAAAUGCUGCUUUUUUUUCUUUUAGAUAUGUAUGUUGCGAAGUUUGUAUUGCAGCAAAUUCGCGUGAAAUGAAAAGUUAGGCGCACAUUGUUUUCGAAAAUUUCUCGUAAUUUGAUGUAUGUAAACCAAACUUUUGGAAAAUUCGCGAUAAUUCUCUGUAACGCAAAUUUUCUUCACGUUGUCAAUGUGCAUCGGUAAUUCCAAAUAAUGAAGUAACACGCUGCUUUUAUUUUUAGCACGUUGCCUGCAUGAAAGAAAAACAACGCUUAAAUUAAACGGUUAACCACCAGUGGUCGGUUGAUCCUCUGUGAUAAAUAAACAUACACAUUAUGCACAACAGACAAUUUCAUAUAAAUUCUUCCAGUUUUAAUAACCAGUUAGUAAGAAUAAUAUCUCUGUCAGUCUUAAAAUUUCUGCUUUCAGUUCUAAAAUUUCUUGUGUUUUUUUGUUGCUUCAGCGGGAAAAAUACAGCCGGCUCGAGUUGAGUUUGCUGCUCCUAAGUGUGCCGUUCUUGAAAGUGAUAAAAUUGUCAGGAUUGGAGUGAAACGAACUGGCAACACUAAACUAGCCACAAGUGUAAAGUAAGUGUGUUAAUGCCGAGCAUAAAUAUUGAUCCAGUUUUCAGUCCCUCGAUCCCAAACCAAAGUUCAAGAAAACAUGAAAUUUGUCGUUGUGAAUGGGUUAGCUUGACUUAACCCUAACCCUAAUUCAUUCCCAACGAUCUUCAUACAGUAAAUAAAUUAAAGCUUUUUACAGUUUCCAAGCCAUUGUAACGAUAUGGUGAUGGCAUGGGUGGCUGAUCGCGUACAUUGCGUCAGAAUUCGCAAUAUUAAAAUUCACCUUGACUAAAAUUCCGUUUUAGUUAUGAAACUAUUAAUGGCACAGCUCUGGCUGGAUCAGAUUACGAGGCAAAGAAAGAUGUGCUUGUCUUCAAACCUGGAGAAACGUUAAAACAUGUGGACAUCACAAUUAUUGAUGACGACGAAUGGGAAGAGAACGAGGUGUUCUUUGUGAAAGUAUCAAGGUUUGAUUACAAAGACGACACAGUGGAAAUCGGAGAACAAAGUAUUACAGAAGUCACUAUUAUAAAUGACGAUGGUAAGAAAACAGAGAAUUAGUCAGGUCUGUAGGUGCGGGUACUGGGGAGAGGAUGUAAUCUGGCCGGUGCGCAAUCACAUGGUCAUGGCGACUUUAAAGUCGCAAUAAAACGUGAUCUGGUCAGUGCAAAUUGUAUUUGGCACAGGUAAGACUCGAGUGGCAAUAAAACAAGUUCUGCCAAUCUGUAUAACAACCGCCAAAAUAUACUUGGGGUCCAUACCAGAGGGUUUCUUGUACAGCGCAAGAUGACAGACACCAAAGAGUUUCUUCAGUAAUUCCUGCACCUAAAGGAAGAGUCACUAACAGUUAUCUUAAUAAGAGUGCGCCCGGGUCAAUCAAAAUCAGGGCGGAUAAUCCUUCCUUUCCGUUUGUUCAUCACUUAAUUUACGUCAAUGGAUGCUCAUUCUGGAUAUUUGCUCAUUUUAAAUUAUCAUCAUUAUCAUCAUCAUCAUCAUCAUCAUCAUCAUCACUAUAUUAUUAUUAUUAUUACAUACCUUUAUUAUCUUAUUCAUCAUCACGGAGAUCAAACGAGGAUUUGUCAUUGCAUGACAUUUUAGCAACAUCCCAACAUAGGAUAAAAAUAAUAUUUGCUCCCUCCAUGUUAUUGUCCCUCGUUUGAACAAGGCUUUUCGAUGAUGUGUUAGAUCUAACAGAACACAGUGUAAAGGUUGUGAACCGGAAUUUGGCUGAUAGUCAGUUCUUGGACCAACAGUUUUUAAUUGUUUUGCAACAGUGAAAAGUAGUUCGAAUCCUGGAUAAAUGAAUAAUCUGCCUUCUGGUUUCUGGUUAGUGGCUGCUAUGUCCAAGCUGUAUUUUCUGCUACUAACGCUUGAUAAAUGCUAUUAGUCUUUUUCUAUUUAAUAAAGCACUUCUUGUGUGAUUAAAUCAUUAGAACCUGGAACCUUUUCGCUGGAGAAUCCAAGCUACGUUAUAAAAGAAAGUAUUGGCAAAGCCUUUAUCAAAGUUGAACGGACUAAUGGAACAGAUGGGAAGGUAGAGGUUACAUGGAAAACUACAGAUAAAACAGCAGUGAACGGCAAGGAUUACCAUGGAGGGACUGGCGCCCUAAUUUUUGAGCAUGGCGAGCAAGUAAAGCACAUUGUUAUAGACAUUAUUGACGACAAAGACUUUGAAAAGGACGAGACGUUUACAGUAGAGCUCACGGGCACCUCGGAUGGAGCCAGUCUUGGACAUAUUAAGAGUGCGGCAGUCACUAUCGUCAAUGAUGACGGUAUGGUUAUGUUGUAACAACUCUAUCUGUUUCUCUUUAGCAAGGCGCGCCACUGAUCCUUUAUUUUGCACUAUUCAAUGCUUGAAAGAGACUCUGCUUGAGCGGUCAACUACUUUAUUUAUUACNCAAAGAGUUUCUUCAGUAAUUCCUUCACCUAAAGGAAGAGUCGCUAACAGUUAUCUUCAUAAGAGUGCGCCCGGGUCAAUCAAAAUCAGGGCGGAUAAUCCUUCCUUUCCGUUUGUUCAUCACUUAAUUUACGUCAAUGGAUGCUCAUUCUGGAUAUUUGCUCAUUUUAAAUUAUCAUCAUUAUCAUCAUCAUCAUCAUCAUCACAAAUUAUUAUUAUUAUUACAUACCUUUAUUAUCUUAUUCAUCAUCACGGAGAUCAAACGAGGAUUUGUCAUUGCACGACAUUUUAGCAACAUCCCAACAUAGGAUAAAAUUAAUAUUUGCUCCCUCCAUGUUAUUGUCCCUAGUUUGAACAAGGCUUUUCGAUGAUGUGUUAGAUCUAACAGAACACAGUGCAAAGGUUGUGAACCAGAAUUUGGCUGAUAGUCAGUUCUUGGACCAACAGUUUUUAAUUGUUUUGCAACAGUGAAAAUUAAGCUAAAUUAGUUCGAAUCCUGGGUAAAUGAAUAAUCUGCCCUCUGGUUUCUGGUUAAUGGCUAUGUCCAAGCUGUAUUUUCUGCUACUAACGCUUGAUAAAUGCUAUUAGUCUUUUUCUAUUUAAUAAAGCACUUCUUUUGUGAUUAAAUCAUUAGAACCUGGAACCUUUUCGCUGGAGAAUCCAAGCUACGUUAUAAAAGAAAGUAUUGGCAAAGCCUUUAUCAAAGUUGAACGGACUAAUGGAACAGAUGGGAAAGUAGAGGUUACAUGGAAAACUACAGAUAAAACAGCAGUGAACGGCAAGGAUUACCAUGGAGGGACUGGCGCCCUAAUUUUUGAGCAUGGCGAGCAAGUAAAGCACAUUGUUAUAGACAUUAUUGACGACAAAGACUUUGAAAAGGACGAGACGUUUACAGUAGAGCUCACGGGCACCUCGGAUGGAGCCAGUCUUGGACAUAUUAAGAGUGCGGCAGUCACUAUCGUCAAUGAUGACGGUAUGGUUAUGUUGUAACAACUCUAUCUGUUUCUCUUUAGCAAGGCGCGCCACUGAUCCUUUAUUUUGCACUAUUCAAUGCUUGAAAGAGACUCUGCUUGAGCGGUCAACUACUUUAUUUAUUACUACGGCCUUUCUUGGGAUGGGUUUUCAUGGAAUUCUGGAGCUAGUAGGUCAAAUGUUUUUCGAAUUAAAAUACGAAGACAUUGUCGCCAUUAUUAAUCCAACAAAUCUGUUCUCGUUCGGACUGUUUCAGUGAAUAAAUUUUUUAACCAAAAGAAGGUAUUUAUAAGUAUCCAAGGUUUUCAGGCACUUUACAAAAGUGACGGCUAUAUUUUUCUUAAUUAUUAUUGUUUCUCAACACGUAAAAUGAGGCAAACCAGGCCUUUAUGUUGUGUUCAUUAUAACCUACUAGAUAUUUUUUUUCUGUUCAGAGUAUCGCCGCUUGUUUGACCGUGUGGUAGCAUUGACACAUUUAAAUCUUCGCCGUUUGGAUCUCGGAUCCGAAACAUGGGGCGCUCAGUUUAGAGAAGCCAUGUCAGUAAAUGGGGGAGAUAUAGAAAACGCCACUACACUUGAUUACGUCAUGCACUUUCUCACCUUUGCUUGGAAGGUAUGUUCAACACUUUUCCUUUCCUUUACAUGAUUCUAAAGAAAUAAACAAUGGCAUCGACCCACCCGGCACCAGUUUCUUCAGCCUCAGUGUCUUUCAAAUUUCUGUAAAACAAUGAUAGCUUUCCAGGGUAAAUGGCCAUUGUAUUUUUGACACCUAAGAGGAUAAAAAAAAAAUGCUCAAAUAGGAUAUUUAAGGGCCUGUUUACAUGAAGGUGGGGGACCCCAGGUAGGUGGGGUAACCCGCCUGUCCAUAUAAUCUCUCAUUUUAAUUUUAUCACGUUUACUUGAUAGGUGGGGUGACCCGCCACAUGUUACCUCACCUAUCUGGGGUCCCCCACCUCCAUGUAAACAGGCACUAAAUGUACCCUGUGUAAAUCAUAUAUUUUGAGGGGUUUAUUAGUUUACUAGUUACAGUCAAACCAGGUCAAGCGUUCCCGUCGCUAACAAACUAAUGAAUUCAUUAAUGCAAACAUGAUUUCGUUUGUUGAUUCACUAAUCCAUUCAUAAUAUGAAUAACCCAACAGUCAAAUUGGACCUCGAUACAAUAAUGAAAUAUUGAUUUGGUUUAUGAACAAAAACUACCUGUUCUUUAUUCUCGUCUGUUGUGUUCAAUCGUAUUUGCUUCCCCUUUCCUGCCGUUAACGAUUGCGUUUUUCAUUGCCUUUAAUCAAAAUAACAGCUAGAAUAGACAGACCGCAAACGCAAAGAAACUGACAAAGGCCGAGGAUCGAAAUACACCAAUCACCGUUCAUACACUGACUUCAGUUUUACCGUAGUGUUUUCUAAGAGGCCAGGUCUGUUGCACUGAUUACUGGCAGCGAAAUGGCGUACAUGUAACAGUUUGUUUGGGUUUGAACUUCAGAACUCGCCCACACUCGACUCUUAGAAAAAAAGAAGAAAAACAAAAUUCUGAGGUCGACUUGUGGAAAUUGUAGUUUUUCAAAAAACAGUAAUCGAAGCAAUAUUCGAUUAUUGAAUCGAGGCUAAAUAUGAAUAUUGGAUUGUUCAUUUUAUGAAUGUAUUAUUGAGUCAACAAACGAAAUCAUUUUUUCGUUAAUGAAUUCAUUAGUUCCUUAGCGACGGGAACGCUUGACCUGGUUUGACUGUAAUAGUUUUAUGUCAUCUCAUUGUUAUCAGGUAAUCUUUGCAAUAUGUCCUCCUUGCACUUGGCUGGGUGGCUGGCUUUCCUUCGGUGUCGCUUUAGGCAUGAUCGGACUUAUCACAGUCAUUGUUGGUGAUCUUGCUACAAUAUUUGGCUGCCUUAUUGGACUAAAGAACGAAGUGACAGCCAUUACGUUUGUAGCACUUGGUACCAGCCUGCCGGAUUUAUUUGCGAGCAAGAAUGCGGCUGUUAAUGAAAAGUACGCUGAUGCUGCUGUCGGAAACGUGACUGGAAGCAACUCUGUGAAUGUCUUCUUGGGCCUGGGAACGCCUUGGGUCAUAGCUUGUAUUUAUCAUACUGUCAAGGUAACGUUUUCGGGAAACUUAGCUGGCGUUUUGUUCAACUAAGUUUUUGCCCCUACUAUCUCUUUGAAAAUAACUAAGGCCUUUGCAAAAGUUCACAUCUUUCCCCCAAGUACAAUUGAAACCAGAUGUGAGAGUUCACUGAAGUAUUCGGCUUUUCAAUUCCUCUCGUGCUCUACUCUUAGGUUCGUUGUCACCCGUUGUGACAAAAGCCGUUGGAAUAUAAACAGGUCGCGCGCGAGGACGCUCCCCAGUUUUCCACCUACCUCUAGACUUCCCCUGGUACAAUGCGUUUUCCAGUUAAAUUUUUCCGAGGAAAUACAGCGUGCGUGGGGUACGUUUAUCACGACAAGAUAGGGUGCAAGGAGGAGGCAGCAGUCAGCUUUGAAAACGCAUGAAUUAUACGUAUCGACUGCUCCGUUAAUCAUCUAAAUCUUUAUUUUCAGGGCACAAAGUUCACAGUGGACGCAGGAUCUUUAUCGAUAAGUGUUGUGACGUACAGCAUAUGCGCGGUCCUUUGUGUCAGCCUCCUAAUGGUGCGUCGGUACACCAAGGCCAUGGGCCGCGCAGAACUCGGCGGGCCAAGUACAACGAAGUACGCGUCAGGUUUCUUUCUGGUAGUCCUGUGGCUUAUUUAUGUUCUUAUAUCAUCCUUAGUUGCCUAUGAAAAAGUUACAUUUUAAACGAAUUCAAAAAGCAAUAUCAUGUCCACAAAACCUUCACUGCGUUUAAUUAGAGAAACUGCGGAGCAGCCAUUCUGAAGGCGUUGGAGGUACAUACAAAGAAAAUACCACUGAAUGAAUAUAGUCGAACAUUUCACCUUGUCAACUGUAAAUAUGAAUCCCAUCGCACCUUGUCGAUAUUUAUUUCCAAAACAAUCAUGCUUCUUGAUAGUUCUGAGAUUCUAGCAAAAAUCGUUUAAUUUUCCGUACUCCCUAAUGCCACAGUAUUUUGACAAGCAAAGAGUGUUUUACAACAGCGAGGUCAAUAUCUAAGUUAAAUAAAUCAAUGAGCAUGUUGGCUUAGACCCUGGUAUUCACUCGAAAGCCGACAGAGUGCAUGGUCAAUCGACUGGAAUUUUGUUCCUCAAUAGUGCCCACUUUCAUUGGCUAGUUAGGGAGACUUGACGUAACAUAAAGUGUCCUGAAAUUAUAUUUUACGUGUUCAUCCACGCUGCUUGUUCUUGUUCACUUACGUUCCGGGGGGGACUGCAAUCUGCAAUCUGUAAUUUAUAUUUUAUAACUUUAUUUUUCUUGAUCAUUCUAAAGUAAUUCAGUUGAUGUAGAAAACAAUGCGUAUAGUAAUAUAAUGGCAUAUAUUUAAAGCUUCCCCGUCUUUCUCGGCAUAUGGAAGCCGGUCCCAGUACCCCGCCCCCGUGGGCAUCCAUGUUGUAAAAGUGUUGGUACUUUUCGAGCCCGGAAACUGCUGCUCAAACUGCUCUAAUUUUCGGUUCUUGACCACUUUUUAACAACAACCAUUUGAGCCUGAAAUCGAAGUAGGUCCUAAUUUGGAACAACAACAAAAACGACACUUGAGAGUGACACUUGGAGACCCUAAAACUGCGCCCUACUGUUAAAUUUUGUACUACUAAUACUCUAAAAACUGCUCAGA